UCCUAUGCUGUCGCAGCCAAGUAGACGCCGCUAGUCCCUCCGCCCCUCUCUUCCAUCCACUCCUCACGCCGCCACAACGCCACUAAUCCUUCAACCGAGUUGAGGAGAGAUCUAUCCAUCCUGGUGUGGAUUGGCUGGUUCCUUCUACUGGUUCAUCCUCUUCUUCAGUUGGCAAGGCCUAUCCUUGGUACCUGAUUGAUUAGUUGCAACUUAUUUUCCAAAUAUUUUUGGAGGGUUUGCUGCCAUGACAAGUCUACCUAGGGUGAGCAUGGAGAUCACCGAUGAGGUGGUCAAGAGCAUGAAGAUAGGGCUGGUCUUCCAAGGCUAUAAUGGCAGAAUUAGUUCUAUGGAUUUUCACAGAAAGGAUACCAAAUAUCUCGUGACAGCUAGCGAUGAUGAAGCAAUCCGUCUAUACGACACUCAAGAUGCAGUGUGUUUGAAUACUAUUAAUAGCAAAAAAUAUGGGGCUGAACUUGUGUGCUUCACUGAUAACCCAUCUAUUGUCUUAUAUUCAUCAAACAAUGGCUGGGAUGAAUCUCUGCGUCUACUCUCAAUGAAUGAUAACCGGUUUAUUAGAUAUUAUAAAGGUCACAUUGAUAGGGUUGUCUGCAUCACACUUUGCUCUGGAAAAGAAAAUUUUCUCUCUGCUUCACUUGACCGUAAGGUUCUAUUAUGGGAUCAUCGGGCUGAAAAAUCACAGGGUGUACUGCGUGUGCAAAGGAGGCCUGCAGUUUCAUAUGAUGACCAGGGCAUGGUAUUUGCUAUUGCCUUUGGUGGUCGAAUAAGGAUGUAUGAUACUCGAAAAUUUGGAAAGGGGCCUUUUGCGACCUUCUCUGUCGGUACCGAUGAUUCAGAACCCCAUGUCAUAAAGUUUAGCAGUGAUGGCAGGCGGAUUCUGUUAACCACUAAAGCUGGGCGUGUUCAUGUGCUAGAUUCAUUUGAAGGCAAUAGGAUUGCAAUGUUUCAUGCAAAGCCAGUAUUAACCAAUUCAACACUAGAGGCAUCAUUCUGUCCAGAGGGAAACUAUAUCAUAUCUGGCUCUGGUGAUAGUAGUGUCUGUGCUUGGAAUGUUGAGAGCGGAAAGGUUGCACGCUGGGAAAGCAUAGAUACCAAUACCAAACCACCGCGGGUAAGGUGGUCACCAGGAUCCUUGAUGUUCGUGACAGGAACAACAGAACUAUCCUGCUGGGUUCCAGAUUUGUCCAAGGUGGAAUCCUUUACAAUCACCGACCCCCAGGCCCCUGCCGACACCGACACCAAGUAGAUGCAAAUGGUAAGAGGUGGGACGUAGUGCUCUUGCAAGUCCAGCUCGUCUCUGUAGACUCCACCAAUCUGUCGUGUUGCUGGUAGACGCGAGUUAGUUAAGAGUAGGCAUAGCAUGAGAUUGUCUACCCUCUUCUCAUCCUGUUAUAAACUAGUGACUAUUUUAAUUAGGUCAUCAGCUGUGAACAACGAACAACAAAACUAUAGCGCAACAUCUGUAUGAAUGAGUUGUGAUAAUUGGAUUCUGUUCUU
Sorghum bicolor (sorghum) is the source of this 1515-nucleotide messenger RNA. Its product is annotated as protein ANTHESIS POMOTING FACTOR 1. The record is from RefSeq and is a predicted model, not a curated record. Bases 245 to 1264 code for a protein of 339 amino acids. Gene Ontology annotation, cellular component: Set1C/COMPASS complex. The transcript has 11 exons. Gene Ontology annotation, molecular function: chromatin binding; protein binding. NCBI's taxonomy places the organism in Eukaryota, Viridiplantae, Streptophyta, Magnoliopsida, Poales, Poaceae.